CCCGCCCGAACAGUCCCGGCGGGGACGGGGAGGCGGCCUGAGCGGAGGGCGAGCAGAGCGGCUCCGCGGCGUGAGCCGGCAGCCGCGAGUGGGCAAGGGGCCCACGGGUGUGUGUGUGUGUGUGUGUGUGUGUGUGUGUGAGGGGGGGGGGGGUGGAGGAUCGGCCCGCGGGGUCGCCCCGUCGCUUUGCGGCCGCCAUGGAGGUGUGCGAGAGCGGCGGGGAGCAUCCGCCGCUGCUGCACUGGGACCGCAAGCUGAGCGAGCUGUGCGAGCCCGCCGACCCCGACACCCUGCUGUGCCACACGCACUUCACAGAGUUCCUGGAUGAGUUUUCACCUGAUGUCCUAGGCCAGCUCUUGAAUGAUCCCUUCUUGUCUGAGAAGAAUGAAAUAAUGGAGGUGGAACUGUCUCCGGCAUCGCCAGCGCCCCUCAUCCAGGCAGAACACAGCUACUCCCUCUGUGGGGACUCUCGACCCCAGUCUCCCUUGACCCACAUCUCGACCGAUGACAACUUUAAUGAAGGUGACCUGGAAAAUGAGGAAUGGUGUCUGGGUACAGAGCUGACUCCAGCAGCCAUAAAGACUGAGCCAGCGUUGUGUGAGACGUCAGGCCUUGCUCCCUCCGUCAGUCUCACUGUCACAGCCACGUCGCUGGAGGGGGAACAACCUGAGCUACAGACGGAUGCCCUGAUGAAACCACUGAGCCAGAAAGUUCUUCCAGAGAUUAAAUUGGAGCCCCAUGAAGUUGAUCAGUUCCUGAACCUCUCUUCUAAGGAAGCAGUGGAUCCCCUGCAUUUGCCUCCAACCCCUCCCAGCAGCCAUGGCAGCGACUCUGAGGGAGGGCAGAGCCCAGCUAGGUCGCUCCCUCCUUCAAGCCCAAUUCAACUCCAAGCCACGGCUAAAGUGACAUCACGCACAGCUUCAGCGCUCUCCAACUCCCCUCUCCUGACUGCACCACAUAAAUUACAGGGGACUGGCCCACUCAUCCUGACAGAGGAGGAGAAGAGGACACUGAUAGCAGAGGGGUACCCAAUCCCUACCAAACUGCCCCUGACAAAAGCAGAAGAGAAGGUGCUGAAGAAAAUCCGCAGGAAAAUAAAGAACAAGAUCUCUGCCCAGGAAAGUAGAAGAAAAAAGAAAGAAUACAUGGACAGUCUGGAAAAAAAAGUUGAGACUUGUUCAAAUGAAAAUAGUGAGCUGCGUAAGAAGGUUGAAGUCCUGGAGAAUACUAACAGAACACUUCUGCAGCAGUUGCAGAGACUCCAGGCCGUGGUUGCUGGGAAAGUGUCCCGUUCAUGUAAGGCAGCUAGCACACAGACAGGGACCUGUCUUAUGAUGGUGGUGCUGUGCUUUGCAGUGGUUUUUGGCAGCUUCUCUCAGAGCUAUGGGCCGUAUCCUUCUGCUACAAAGAUGGUGUUGCCCAGGCAGCAUUCCUCGCCAGAGUCCUACACAGACUCCAUUGUGAGGUCAAGGAGUCUGCUACUUUAUGAAGAGCCUCACCAGCUGGAGGAAUCGUCGAGCCCGAUCUCCUUCGCAGAUCGCACCGACCGGCAGGCCGACACCUCCAAGUACGCAGCGCUGUCCCUGGAAGCCGUGCCGGGGACGCAGCAGGAUGAUAUCAUGCAGUUCACAAUAGCCAACGAGACAAGGCUGGAGAAAUCCGUGCUGCUGGGCCUGCAGCAGCACAGAGUCAGCUCCGAACUAGAAGGCAAUGAAACACUGAAGAUAAUUGAAAUAGAUAGAAGAGUCAAUGCCACCUCUUAAAAAUAAAAAAAAAGGCCUUUUUUCUUGACUUCCCUCUUUCCCACAUAUUUUCAACCAAAGUCCCCCUGACUUGUCAUCCUCAGCGAACCAAAGCACAAAGGAGAGGGAGUUCGACUUCUGCAUUGACUGGUGAGGCUGUGACUGCAGAUGGGAUCUCGUCUUUGUAACUCCCUUCCUUACUUCACACACAGUCCCUGUCUUUGCUUUUAUUCCUUUCCUGCCUGGUACCGCAAGGGCAGGAUUGAAUUAGGAUGGCAGACGAUGCCAGCAGCGUGCCAGUGACCGGUGGGGGGGGGGGGUGUGUGCAUGCAUGCACACAUCCUAAUCUGAGCACAAUGACAUUCUGUAGAAGAGUGACAUACGCAAAACCGAUGGGAGCAUGUGGGUGAGAGGUUUCUUGGGAGAAGGUAAUUGAGAGGAAGAGGAGAUGCAGCAUGAUGCUGCUCAGAAUCUAGCCACAGCUCCGUGCCUACAGCACUUAGGCCUGUUGGGAGGGAUUGAGAAGGAUGUGUGCAGCCUGGUUCUGAAGGAACAAGCAAGGGCCCUGCUACUGUUGAGUUAACAGCAUGGGCGGGAGAGGGUUGGGCAGUGAUGCUGCUGAAUUGUCCUCCCCUAGCUCUUUCUCUUCUCCCCUCCAGCCCCUUUAUCAUUCAGGGGGGUAGGUUUCUCUCUGGGUUGCCAGCAGCCCUGGUAGGCUUCCCUACUGCUUCCACCCUUGUGGAAUUCAAGCAAAGAUCAGUUGCUCUCCUGUCGCGCUUUGUGUGGGAGAAUUACACUAGUUUAACUUAACCUGUUUAGAAAGCAGGUUUUGUUAAAUUUAUGCAAUGUUUUGGAUGGAUGUCCUUCGGACUGCUUAAGGCGAAUCUGUUUAGCUUAAGUCGGUUCCUUCCCAACAAACCAAAUCAAUGUAAGGCUUAAACCAGAAGUGCCUCCUGAGAGGACCAUAUGGAUUUAAUUUAUUGGCUUCUUGAUGCAUUGAUGGAAUUUCUUAUGUAGACCUGAUCUCAGAUUGUCCUGUGUUUUCCUUUCCUUGCCAUCUUCCUGUUACUGUUGUAAAUAGUAUUUAUUAGCUUUGCAAAAGUUUUGUUCAGGCAGUCACAAUGAAGAGGGCCGAGCUUCCCCGACCCUGCAAGUGGUCUGGGCAAACUCUGAAAUCAGACACACAAAUAUCACUGCACGCCCAUCCCCUCCCCCCCAAACUUGAAUUGCCCGAAAAUAAAGCCAUCUGACUUAUCGUCCUCUUACCUCCUUUUCCAGAGAUGUGGUCUUAGACCAACUGCUUAGCUGAAAAUACAGGGGUGUGGGUAGCCCCAGCUAGGCACGGGUCAGGCCUGGAGGUGGCAGAUAUUCUCUUAGCAGCACGGCAAGACAGCCGCUGACCCGAGGAGUUGGGUGUGCAGGCAGGAGACAGGGCAGAAGAGGGAUGAGGUGGACACAAAGUCACGAGCAGCAUUCAGGUCUCCUCCUGCUCCAGUACUCUUCUCCCUGCUUUGUUUCCUCCUUGUCCCAUGGAGCUGUUGCCUUUAAGGGUUCUCCCUCUCUCAGUACCCUGGUCCUGCCUUUUCCCAAGCUGUGCUUCUUGCAGUUUGUCCUUGCAGUGGCACAGUCCCCAGGAUUUGAGCAGGGUUUUUUCUGGUUAUUACAGGAGGGCACUCAGAUCCUACUGAGGAUGGAUUUAAUGUGAAAGUCCUAAUUCAGCAGGCUAGCAUAGCUACUUUACAGUUUACCAGAAGAAGUCGAUUUAAAAAAAAAAAAAAAAAAAAAAAGAAUAAAGAAAUCUGAAGCUCUUUUUUUUCUUUCAUUUUUUUCCUAACGAUAAAUAAGGGAAAAAUUAACCUAGCCUUACAAGUGAUUUUUUUACCGUGUACAGUAGAUAUUUCCUGCAAGUAUUUUGUAAAAUACUGGAUUUCUAUUUUAUUACAGCAGCUGCCAUACUAGCUCCUUUCUUGAUCUUCAUUCUCCUUAGGAUUCCUUCCUUCAGUAUCUUAUUUGCUGCCCUCAGGCCUGACUCAAAACUCAGUGAAAUGAAUGGAAGGAAUUUGGUGAAUUACAGGGGGGUUGUGGAUCAGUCCCUACCCGUGCCAUUUUGAGAAGGUGUUUCACAUUAGUGACAGUGAAACAUGGGCCUGACUCCGUGAGCUAGUAAUGAGUUUUGGUGUACAGACAUGCUUUCUAGGUAGUGCCCUAGUCUUCUAUUCAAGUGCCUUUUUAUUAUUUCACCUUUGGUGGCAACGAGAAGAGAAAUGCUGUUGUCAUCUAUUUUUCACAGGUUUCCUUCUAGGCAUGGGCCAGUUUCCUCCCUAAAAUCUCUUUCCCUUCACAGUGAUCGUGCUGGGUCCUCUGAAUCAUUCCAGUGUCCACCAACAGCUUUUGUGUGGUUAUUUUUUUAUUUUUUAUUUUUUAUUUUUUUUUUGAACAAUGUAAGGCUCCACAUAAUGAACACUGGUGGGUGCCACAAGGGAUGGCUGCAUUGCUUAGCCACAUGAGGUCAGCAAAGUGACAGGAGAAAGCUGGGACUGACCCUCCCCGUUACCUUACGGCUGGUCAGCGUAAGCGAGCACGGUCAUAGUUUAGAAAAAUCCUGAAAUGGACUUUAUUUUUUUCCAGAGCACCCGUGGUUUGCCACCUCCGAGGGCAACUGAGUGGUUAAGCCUUCUGCAGGAGAGUUCCCGGGCUGCUGAGCGCAGCGCCGCUCUCACUAGCCUGCAGUUUGAACUGUGCCUAAGUAGGAGGCCGCUCAGCUCAUGCCCCUUACCAGUUAAAUGGAUCACCUCCCGCUGCAGGUACAGCUGACUUCACAGUACUAAAACCAAAAUUGAAUUAUUUUUCAGUACGUAAAGGACAGGCGUUUUCGCGAAACCCAAACAACCCCCCCCCCCCCCUCUCCGAAACCUACUUGCACCAGUCACCGUUAAAGCUUUGCCCUUUUGUUUGCUUAAUUUGAGCAUCCUGGUUCAGAUCUAAUUGGGAGAUGGUCGUGUUUCCAUCUGGAGCAUUUUACACCGGCCGCGUUCUGGGUCAGGCCUCUGAACUAAUUCGUCCAAGCCAGUGUGAUCAUACCGAUUUUCUUGUAACUGUUCGAUAAUCUCUUUCUGUAAUCUUAAUUUGUGGAAUCCUCUGCGUUAUUUCUAGGUACUCUUUCGGGGGAAUCUCUUGACCUAGCACGCACGUUGCUGGGGGAUUUAUUAUAUUGAGUGUUACUUCUUUAUAAUAAGGAAAACCUUCGCUUUCCCGUGGCACGGCUGUCGUCAUUUUUCUUCAGGGCCCUUAACAGAACAGGUUUCUCUGCUAGAUCCCAGGGGCCCAAGAAUCCCCCCCCACCAUCGCCUGCCCGCAGGUGGCUUUGUGACAAGGCCCUCGCUGUCCCCAGAGGCAGCUCGUGCCCGUGCUGGGUGCCUGGCAGGGGGACAGAGGACGGGACGCGGCAGGCCGAGGCAGCUGUUGGUGCUCCGGGCACGGGGAAGGAGUAGGGAGACCUUUUCCAGGAGGGUGCCGGUGUAAGUGCUUUUAAUUAGCUCAGCUGUAUUCCUUGAGGUCUUCUGCCCGUAUCCUUUUCUGCAGUGAUCAGUGGACUUGGUGCUGUGGAAUAACGUGCGUGUGUGGACGAGGCAGGCAAAGCCCUUCUGUUGUGCUGCUUAAUUUCCGUUUCCACCAGAAGACGUAAGCGAUCCUUGGAGUCUCCAGCUGUAACGUUGUGCUGCUUGUCAGCACGAUUUUACACACGCUAGUAAACUUAGCUUUUGGCCUAUAGCUUUAAAGCAUGGCUAGAUCUGUCGGGUCUUUGCUUCUAGGGAGAUAAGCUAUGAAGGAAUGGAGGGCAUUAUUUUUUUUAUAUAUGUGUAUUUAAAAAGUAUCAAGCACAGGGCAUGUGACAGUUCUAACCUUCUUACCAGUGUGUAGAUAAUGUUGUGUUGUUUUUUUUUUUUUCCUUUUUUCCCCCAGGCUAUUUAUAGUUCUUCGCUGCGUUUCUCUUAUUUCAUCUGUACCAUUCAAUAUUUUUCAGCAGCACAGACUGAUAAUGGAUUAGGCUGAGGUUCUUAGGCCAGAUCCCAGCUGAUAGAGCGCAGCACGCUUUUCACCGUGUUUGGAGGCUGCAGGUCUGAUUUAUAUUGGCAGAGGACCCUUCCAUAUCUCUCCAUAUAAAAGUGUAUCUCAAUGUUUUCCUGAUUUUUCCAAUGCAGAGCCGAAAAUGAAUCUAAAAACUUUUCUUCUUUGUUUUUUUGCCUUUUUUUUUUUUUUUUUCCUCUCCUAAUAAAGAAACCAACCCACCUCUCCACUCCCAUCCUCCCAAACUGUCAGUGGUGAAUUCUGUCUAGACACAUUUAGAAUGUAGGUCAAGUAAAUGAAUGAUACUAAUUGCUACGUUGGGAGGGAUUUCCACUGAGUAUUUGGGCUCUAGAUUCUAGCUAAUGCCAAGAGGCCAUUGUACAAAACCCAUGCAGCUAAGAACAGAAGUAUAUGGAGUAUUUUUAUACUCCUGGUGACUGAAAUAUUUCUUUCUCAAGUCACUAAUUAGAAAGGGAACAUUUUGUAUUCUGAAGGUGAAAUGGUAGGUCAGUACUUUGUAACUACAAAAGUUAUACUAGCCUAUAUAAGUAGUGUAGUGCUAUGAUGUAUUGCUGCUUUGCACUAUAGUGUUAGGGAUAAACAACUUUAGGGUUUGCAAAGAUGAAUGAACUGGCUUACACGCUAAAGCCUUUACAGAUAAGAUGUAAGGAUUCAGUCAGUGGGCCAGGAUAUUGUCGCUUUCUCAUGGCCAGCAAAAUGACAGUGGGCGUUCAGGGCGACGUCGAGGGUGUGAUCCCAGUUCGUACCGCACCGCUCAGGCCAUCAGCCUCCAGUGGAGGCUCUGGGAUCGGAAUUGCCAUUUGGGUUUGUGGUUUUCACGUCAGGCCUUUUUCUGCUCUACCAAGCUAUAUAUAUGAAUUGACUUCCUACGUAGAAAAGAGUGCCUCUCGCUGGAAACUCUCACGGAGUUCUGAUAUUAGUACCAGUAGUCUCUUCUCUGCCCUAAAGCCCCUGUCCAUACUCUUCCUCCAAGAGUUGGGACUGAAUAGGUAAGAGCAAAACACGGGAAAGCUGGACGUGUUGACCUGUCUUACAGAAAAGAUGAAAGAAGUGCCAGGUGGAGGGACUCUGGACAUCACAGGGAGACCUUCUAGCUCUUGAUUCCAUAACUCAGCAAGGAUAGGCUUUUUCAUUAGUUCCACCCUUGUUUUAGCUUUACACUUCCCCUUGCUCUUUAAUACUGUGCAAUCCUGUUUGUGCAUACCUGACCUUUGUGGUAUAUGCCACUUUCCCUUCCAACCAGCAGGUAAAAAUCUUUUUGAACUUUAGCAGCCCAUAAUUAAGGGAGUGGAAGGGAGAGAGGGGGGGGAAGCAGAGGCAAGUAAUCAAUUUCUUUUGACAGAACUCCGCUCUUAUCUGACUUUGCCAUAUCAGAUUUUAAUUCAAUGGUGCUGACGUAUUGGCGUCUCGCUUUCAUUUGUACAGUUAGCCAGAAUGAGCGUGAGCGUGUGUGUAUCUGUGCACAUGGGCAUGAUGAGCAAUUAAAAAAACAAACAAACAAACAAACAAAAAAAAA
Molecule: messenger RNA, 7347 nt
Organism: Tyto alba (common barn owl)
Lineage: Eukaryota; Metazoa; Chordata; Aves; Strigiformes; Tytonidae
Gene: CREB3L2
Product: cAMP responsive element binding protein 3 like 2
Exons: 12
Coding region: 198-1763 (521 amino acids)
Biological process (GO): regulation of transcription by RNA polymerase II
Molecular function (GO): cAMP response element binding; DNA-binding transcription factor activity, RNA polymerase II-specific
Source: RefSeq, a predicted model, not a curated record